AUGCCAGAAGGCAAAGCGAAGAAGGUGUUUUCCAUUGGCGCAUUAGACUUGAUGCCAUAUUCGCCAAUUGCCUCACCACAACGCGGGCAUAGGCUAUAUGGUCGUUUAUCGCUUUCCACUCAGUCAAAGCGGAAUGGGUCAGAUAUGACAAUCGCUAUGCCAUUUCGUCUCGGGGCAUCCGAAGCAUCGUAAGUUCGAAGUGAUUAUUUCCGUGAUCUUCAGGAACUUUACUCAGUGAAUCUUGGAGGUAACCGCAUUGAAUUAUGUGAGCCAUUAGCAUUUGCAAAUUUACCAGCAAUUAGUCACCUGGAUAUAAGGUUCGUUGCAAUAUCUCAGUAA
This is a messenger RNA of Dracunculus medinensis (Guinea worm), 339 nucleotides long. Lineage: Eukaryota; Metazoa; Nematoda; Chromadorea; Rhabditida; Dracunculidae. The record is from the annotation of a GenBank genome assembly.